AUGUCCGAACAUCAACAUGCCUCUGUCAGUGUUGACAAGCAGCCUGUCUCUGCUGAGAUCACCGAGCAGCCAGAGGCGCCACAGAGUCAGACAUCCUCAGACGAGGUCGAGGCCGAGUCCGCAGACCACAGCGUGGCCAACAUCGAACGGAUCUACAGAAAACUGGACCGUCGCAUCAUCUCUGCAUUCUGGGUCCUCUACUUCCUCUGUUCAGCCAUCCGGUCGAACGUAGGUCUAGCACAGACAAUGAACGCAGACGUCGGCCACGACCUAGCCAGCGUGCUCAACUUAACUCCGCACCAGAUCUCAACAGGUCUUGCCCUGUUCUACGUCUGCUACGUGAUCUUCGAUCUCCCCUCGAACCUAAUCAUGACCCGUCUAAGCCCGCACGUCUGGAUGAGCCGUAUUGUGGUCAGCGUAGGCUUAAUCGGAAGCUGUCUUGCAGCAAUGAAGGCAGCUUGGAGUUUCUACCUCCUCCGCCUCCUCCUCGGCAUCGUCACAGCAGGCAUGUGGCCCGGCAUGACAUACUACCUAACCCUAUUCUACCCGCCCUCACGAAUCGGCAAACGAAUCGGGCAGUACUUCACAGCCUCUCAAGUCUCCGCCGCCGUAGUCGGCCUCGUCUCCGCCGGGUUCCAAAAAAUGGACGGCUCCCACGGCCUCGUCGGCUUCCAAUGGAUGUUCCUAAUCUACGGCGUCGUCACGGUCGCUCUGGGCUUCGCCUUGCUAUGGUGGUUACCAGAUAGACCCACGCCGCCCGGCGAGCCUGCCCCCGAGCGCUCAUCACUGAUGCGCUGGGUGCCUGCCACCAAACCCGCGCUGAAGGGCCAAGAUGCCGUUGUGCAUUAUCAUGAUCUCAAGCGCGUCUAUCACUCGUCUGCGUGGACGCUGCGGGAUCUGCUCGCGGUGUUUUUGGAUUGGAGAUUGUAUCCGCUGCUCAUUAUGUACUUUGGUGUUGUGGGUGUUGGUAUUGGAGUGCAGCUGUAUGCGAACUUGAUUAUCAAGGCUAUUGAUCCGACUUUGAGUGGUGUUGAGCUGAGUUUGUUGACGGCUCCGAUUUGGAUUAUGGACCUAAUCGCCAUCCUCCUUGUAACCCCCCUCUCAGACCGCUUCCACCGCCACCGCGCAAUCUUCUUCUCAAUCCCCGUCCUGCUCCAAAUCCUCGGCCUCCUCCUAACAACUUACGCGGGCACAGACACCAACCCGUGGCCACGCUACGGCGGCCUCCUGAUCGUGGGCUUCGGACUCGGCCCCACAGUCCCGAUAACAAUGACUUGGACGACAGAGAUCUUCCAGCCACGCCACGGCGAGCUAGGCGUAGCCGCCGCAUCAGCCGUCGUCUCCGGCCUCGGUAAUCUGGGCAGUAUCCUCACGACGUAUGCGCUGUAUUCCGGAUGGAAGAGUGACUACGAGGCGCCUGGCCGCGCGAAGUACAGAAAGAGUAACCUUGUCAUGAUCGGUAUUCUGGGGGGGAGUAUUCUCGCUGCGGCGUUUAUGCAGCUUAUGUUGCGGUUUGUUGAUGGGCGGUAUUCGGGUGGUGAGGAUGAGGCGGUUGAUGGGGCUGCUAGACGGGAGGUCAGGCAGAGGGGGUUGCAUGGGCUUGGGGCUGGGUUUAGGCGGAAGUUGAGGUUGGGGAGGUGA
Molecule: messenger RNA, 1641 nt
Organism: Penicillium vulpinum
Lineage: Eukaryota; Fungi; Ascomycota; Eurotiomycetes; Eurotiales; Aspergillaceae
Product: putative MFS transporter
Exons: 4
Coding region: 1-1641 (546 amino acids)
Biological process (GO): biotin import across plasma membrane
Cellular component (GO): membrane
Molecular function (GO): solute:proton symporter activity; biotin transmembrane transporter activity; dethiobiotin transmembrane transporter activity
Source: RefSeq, a predicted model, not a curated record